This is a messenger RNA of Acipenser ruthenus (sterlet), 1084 nucleotides long. RefSeq names its product ubiquitin-conjugating enzyme E2 E1-like. Gene Ontology annotation, biological process: protein polyubiquitination. Lineage: Eukaryota; Metazoa; Chordata; Actinopteri; Acipenseriformes; Acipenseridae. The coding region runs from base 163 to 744 and encodes 193 amino acids. The transcript is spliced from 6 exons. Gene Ontology annotation, molecular function: ubiquitin conjugating enzyme activity. The record is from RefSeq and is a predicted model, not a curated record. Gene Ontology annotation, cellular component: nucleus.
AUAAUAUAAUGUGUGAGUGUGCUCCCUGGUGAUAGAACUCCAUUUGCCUGUAAAGCGCUGCCUCUGCAGCUGCACUUCCGCUCCGCGAGAGAGGAGAGACACGAGUCUAAGAAGCGGUCACAGACACAAAGAGAGGUUUAUUUUUUUCUUUUUGUGGUCGGUAUGUCGGAUGACGAUUCGAGGGCCAGCGCAAGCUCUAAUUCAUCCUCAUCCUCAAAUCAACACCAAAAGGAGAAAGAAAUAGUCACGAAGAAAAAGGAAAGUAAAGUCAGCAUGAACAAAACCUCCAAACUGCUUUCUACCAGCGCAAAGAGAAUCCAGAAGGAGUUGGCUGAUAUCACAUUGGACCCUCCGCCCAACUGCAGUGCCGGUCCUAAGGGAGAUAACAUCUAUGAAUGGAGGUCGACAAUCUUGGGCCCCCCUGGGUCAGUGUACGAGGGAGGCGUCUUCUUCCUGGACAUCACAUUCACACCUGACUACCCUUUCAAACCUCCCAAGGUGACCUUCAGGACAAGAAUCUACCACUGUAAUAUUAACAGCCAGGGAGUGAUCUGCCUGGAUAUCCUAAAAGACAACUGGAGCCCAGCACUGACAAUCGCCAAGGUUCUCUUAUCGAUCUGCUCGCUCCUUACAGACUGUAACCCUGCUGAUCCACUCGUUGGAAGCAUUGCUACUCAAUACAUGACCAACAGAGCAGAGCACGACCGAAUAGCCAGACAGUGGACCAAAAGAUAUGCCACAUAAUUUAUAGCUGUCUAUUCCUGUUUUACUUGUAAUGAAUGGAGCUGCUUUUGAUUUGGGGCGGGGGGUUGUAGGGGUUUUGGUGGGUAUUUCUAUUGCAGAUUUUAUUCAGUCUUUUUUUAUUUCCUGAGAAUGUUUUGCUGUUGUAAGUUAAGGUAUUUUGGGUCAAAAAAUAAAUAAAUGGCAAUACGUAUUUAAGUGGUUAUAUAUAUUUUUAAAUGGUUAUUUGUGGCUGCAAUAUUAGCAUUCUACAUUAUUUCAACUGCUUGUAAAAGGUAAAUGGCAUGUUUUCCCCUCAAACUUCAGUUUUCAGUGUGAAACUUCAAUAAAGUCUUGACACCAA